UCCUUCAGCCAUGGAGCUCACCAUGGACAACUUGCACAGCGUCUCCUCGCACUCCCAACCAGGGGACCUCAUGAGCUCUCCGCACGCUCGGCCGUCUCCGUCCCCGAGCUCCACACCCCGGAACCUGGUCUCGCACGCUCCGGGUGGGCGACCGGCCAUGGUGUCCGGCAUGGCCUCACUUCUCGAAGGGUCCGGCGGGGACUACCGGACGGACCCGUCCGCCUUGUCRGGACACCUYCAUUCGUCCAUCAGCAUGUGUGAGACCGGGAUGAGCCUUAGUAACACAUACACCACGCUGACCCCUCUGCAGCACCUACCUCCGAUAUCCACAGUGGCGGAUAAGUUUCACCACCCGCACUCGCACCACCACCCUGCCGCCCACCAACGACUGUCCGCCGGGAACGUCAGCGGGAGCUUCACGCUGAUGCGGGAGGACCACCGGGGGCUGACGUCCAUGGGCAACCUGUACAGUCACUACCCAAAAGAGAUGUCCGUCACCGGCAUGGGUCAUGGAUCGUUGUCUCCCUUGUCCGGCGGGCUCGGUUCUCUGCACAACUCCCAGCAGUCGCUCUCCGCCUACGGUCCCAGCACGCACCUCUCCACCGACACCAAGAUGCUGUCGCCGGUGUCGGGGUUCGAGUCCCACGCCUCCAUGCUGUCUCGAAGCGACCAGGAGCACCUGGCCAGAAGUUUAGGUGGACACGGCCACGGCUUGAUCUCCAACCUCAAUGGGAUGCACCACCACCCGCACAGCCACCUUCAUUCCCAGGCAAACGGUGCUGUGAUGAUGGCCGAUCGGGAGAGGCACGGUCACGUCGCCGGUCAGGGAGUGUCAGGGUCGGGCAUACAGGCGGAGGAAAUCAACACGAAGGAGGUGGCUCAAAGGAUAACGGCCGAGUUGAAGCGAUACUCUAUCCCGCAGGCUAUUUUUGCCCAGCGGAUCUUGAGCCGGUCGCAGGGGACCCUGUCGGACCUGCUGCGGAACCCCAAACCGUGGAGUAAGCUCAAGUCGGGCCGGGAGACGUUCAGGAGGAUGUGGAAGUGGCUGCAGGAGCCCGARUUUCAGCGGAUGUCUGCUCUGCGGCUGGCCGCAGCAUGUAAGCGCAAGGAGGAGGACCGGGGACGGGAGCGCAGCCAGGUGCCAAAGAAGCAGCGGCUGGUCUUCACAGACCUGCAGCGUCGUACCCUUGUGGCCAUCUUCAGAGAAAACCGCCGCCCCUCCAAGGAGAUGCAGCUCACCAUCUCUCAGCAGCUGGGCCUGGAGCUCUCCACCGUCUCCAACUUCUUCAUGAACUCACGUCGCCGCUGUCCGGAGCGCUGGGACGCAGAGGAGCACUGUCAUGGCGCGCACGGCCACGUUCACACCCCCCACGGAAACAGCAGCGGAGGCGGCGGCGGCGGCGGCACCAACAGCGCGUCCCCGAUCCAACCGGGCACCUCGUCUGCAAAUACGUUCUCCAAAGCCUGACGGCUGCAGGACGCACGGUUGAACUGAUAUUUUUUUUCUCUUCUUUUUAUAAGCCAAACAGUGUUUAAAAACUGCUAUACUGCACAGUAGCAGAGUGUGCAGCACUCUUAUUUGAUCUCAUUUGCUCUUAUGCACUGGAGCAGAUGAAUCAGAUACUUUCAGUUCUAUGUGUUUAACUUACUUUUUUUUUUUUUAUCAUUCUAACUUGCAUUUUAAAACUAGUGCCCUGCCAACCAAAGAAUAUGUAGCUUUAAAUAAGUUUCCACAUCAAAACCAAAGAAAAUGUAUCUGCACAAAAGUGUAGUUUUGUGUUUAAGUCGUACAAUGGGAGGAGAAUACAUCCUCCAUCAUGGAAGACUUUGGCUGAAUCACAUUUCCAAAGGUUGUCCCUCCCCCUCUUCCCAUCCCUUUGCCACCCAAUGUAGGUCAACAAAUCUCACUGUGAAAUGAGACACUGCUGAUACGUCACCAGUUCCCACUGAUUCCAAGUGAAAAGUAAAUCUAAUAUAUUAAUGAUGUAUUUAAAUAAUUAAGUAUUAUGAAUCUACAAACAAAUAGUAUCUAUUUUGACGAAACAUCUUUGUUCCGAGCACACUUCAAGUACACUUACAUUCAGACGCACUCGGAGCACACUUAGGGUUAUUGUGACUUUAAGUAUGUUUUAGUGCCAUUGAAAUUYUCAGUAAAUUUACUAUCCAGUAAGGGGAUGUAACUACAGCAAACUAGAUGUCACAGUGACAGUUGCUGUCAAACAAAGACAUUUAAAACGAUUUUUUUGGGGGGGACGGGGGGAACAGUAGCUUAUGUUGAGAAAAAACAAUCAUCAAAUUAGACAUUUUAAUUGUUGCUACUGUCAAAUAUAAGCUCUGCAAUAUUGUGCUGUAUUAGCUUUUAACAACAUUUGACAGCGACAUAAAAUGUAUAUAUAUAUAAAACUUCAACUUGGCCAUAAUAUGAAGUGUACAAAUGAUGAAAAACACCCUUCAGUGUCUUUACUGUCCCAUUGACAAAGUUUAAUCGUACGGCUGGUUACUGUGCCAUUAAAAUUAUGUUAACUGAAUGUUUAGAGUGGAUUUGGAAGAACAGUUUCUACUCCAUUUCCACAUUUGCCAUUGAAAAAUGUCACUUUGUUCUUCCCCUAAUUCGCAUAAACCAUUGGAAGGCCUUACCUAUUUGACUAAUAAGAUUAAGGGUGAGGAAUGAGGGUCAAGAUAUGAAAUGAAAUUCAGCCUUUGUGUUCAGUCGUCUGCCUGAAAUUCAAAACCAGAUCUGAUGCAGUCGUGCUAAUAGUUCUCUUGACAUGUUCAGGUUCUCUGUGCAUGAAUUAUGAAUAAUUUGGGCAUCGUAUGUCUGUGGAUGGGAUGCACUGCAUCUUGCAAAACUAUUCACAGCCUUUAAACCUUUCCACAAUUUCUCAUAUUGCAGUCACAAACUUCAAUGGGUGUCGUUGUAAAUGCAUGUAGCAGACCAACAAAAUGUAGUGCRUAAUUGUGAAUUGAUAGGAAAAUUAUUUAUUAACUUAAAGAUUGUUCACAGAAAAUCUGAAAAGUGCAACUUGCAUUUGCAUUCAGGGUUCCCUAAUCAAUACUUUUUAAAGGAACCUAUCACUGCAAUUAGUCUUUCUGAUACAUCUGUACAAGCUUUACACUGAUAGAAUCAGCAAAGUUCGCCUACUAUUCGUUGCAAAUUGCAAAAGCACAGAAAACAUACUGCAGAGCAUAAGUGAAAUAUGCAUCCAAACCAUUCCAUUAUAACUCUGGCUAGUUUAUAACCUCCUCCUCAGUUUCAAGUCAUUUGCAGCCAAUGUCAGGUUUUCUCGAUUUCCCUGCAUUCAGCUCCAUUUACUUUUCCAUCAACUCCAAUCAGCUUUCCCGUCACUGCUAAAGAGAAGAACACACAYGGCAUGAUGCUGCCUGUGCCAUAUUUUGGAGGAUGCCUGCCACACAGAGCAUUUCUCCAUGUAGGCCAACUAGUUUSUGUAAAUUUAAACAAGUUUAAACCUAAAUUUGUACGAGUCUCUAUCAACAGUGUAUCUCCUGCUCCUCCAGAAAGGCCAGAWWWGCGACCUGAUCGUCAAGCAGACAGAUUACUCACUUAAACGCUUUGCGUUGGUCUAUGACAUAAAAACCCAAAUGAAAGUUAAAAUUUUAAUAUGAUAAAAUGUGGAAAAUUUCAAGGGGGAAUAACACKUGGCAAGGURCUGCAUCUUUACCUUAGAAACACGUAUUGACAGAGACGUUUGUUUUUCAGCGUCAGGUAAAACUGUUCGUCUAGGCACUUUGACCAACAUAUUAAUGUGUGUGUGUGUCAUGGUGAUUCCAGUGUAAAAUGUCCACAAGGUUUUUAUGGGACAGGAGGUGUAAUUUCCCUGCAUAGACCUAAUCUGAUCCACCCAGAAGUAACAGUGCCACCUGCUGUCCAUUUUAAGAACAUGCGCAGCUCGUUUCCAUGGAUAUCUCCAUCCACAGAAACCAUUUUGACCCUACAGUUUCAAUUCCGCACACACUUAUAUGACGGAGCUAUAUUAUUAUUACUCUUACCAACACACCCUUUGAUACUAUUUGAAUGUUUGCUUCCAAGUGCUCAUUGUGCGGCUAUGCUGCCAUAUGAGAGGUUAUAUUCAGGUUACCAAAAGGAGAACAAUCAAAGAGGGGACGGCACUCCACACACUUAACCGAGAGAGGAAAAAAAAAAAAAAGAAGAAAAAAAAAAAUCCCUGUGUGCAGUGGGGUGCAGGUGGGACGGAGGACGGGUCAGCUCUGUUCUAGUGGCCAAACACAGAGGUCAAAUGUCAAAAUACAGGAUUCAGAGUGCCAAUGAUGUUUGCCUCUUUCAUGAUAAUCAGAGAACAGACGCAGCUCUGCUCCUUCGUCGCGCACGCCCCGUCCCGUCUGCUCUGCGUCAUUACAACCUUCGAUUUGCGAGCACUACUCCGGGCCCCGUUUGCCCGCUCCAUACCUCAGAAAAACACAGACGAACAUGAAACACUGUAAAUAACCUUUUGAUUUCAUCCUUCUCUCUGUGUUAUCUAUUCUCUAUUUAUCUACUCUCCUUCCCCCMCACGCCCCAAUUCAAUGUGUCUUUCUUUCAUUUCUCCCUCCUCCUCAACUACUGAUGCGGGUAAAAUUAGUACCAUAGACACAUGGUUUCUCUCUUGUGACUAUUGUGCUAUGUUGUGCUGAAACUAUAUGUAAAGAUGCACCUUCUUGACAAAAUGUAAAAAAAAAAAAAAAAGAAAAAAAAAACUUUUAGAUUAGGAGAAAAAAAAAGACAAAUCAACAUGUCAUAAACUGAUGCUAUGCACAGACAAGGAAGGGAUAUCACAAGGGAAAAGACUGUGCGUAUAUUUGUGAAUAUCUGUGGACUAUMUGGAUGUGAAGGACCUCUUCCUUGAUCUCUAAUCCUCUUUGAACUGGACUGUCGCUGCAUUCCUCUGCUGUUGGUGUUUUUUGGCUUUUCUUUUUUUGCUUUAUGUGUCUUUUUACGUUUUCUUUUGUGGGCAAAGCCACUUGUUGUGUAGCAUCUUCAAGCGGGAGAUAAUCAUAAAAGAGAGGAGGUGCAGAGAGGAGGAAAAAGGGCAAGGCAGCGGAGGCACCAGCAUCUGAUGAUCGAAAGAAAUAACUGGAUUAUAUUCCUACAUGGCCUCAUGGUUUCCUCACGGUUUUGUGGAGCUGAUUAGCUCCACUGACAGACGUUUGUAGUUCACACUCGAGGCAAAGAGACGGAGGAAUUUAAACAUUUCUGUGUGAGUGGCUUUGUUGCAGAAGCAGGUAGACUGUGACACAGCCGCCGAUACCAAAGAUGCAUCGAGCCCACUGUGUGUGUAAUGAUCAUGGACUCACAAACAAACAAACACACACACGCACACACACUGACAAUUAAAUUAAGUUUAUGUGAGAGAAUAUGCUCUGCACGAAUAUCACUACUACUAUGUUACAGCGUUUAAUACAUAAAUGUCACAUUGGAUAAGCUGCUUCUCAGUUGUCCACAGGCUUACAAACUCAUCAAAGGUAGAUUCUUCACGGACCAAAUAAAAAAAGAAAGAAAGAAAAGGACUACAUGGUUCUUGUGUGGAGAAUGGAAAAGAAGCUAAAAACACUGAUACACAACCAGGCUGUAGCUGUUGUCAGAUGCUCUUGUUCAUCUGACUCAGGUGCUAAGACAAAAGGCAGCAGCUGAAGCUGAUGAUCACGUCUGAACAUGGAGAAGGAGCGAUUGGAGAGAGCCGUUAUUGAUCUACUGUGAUCUGCUGACAUCUGCAGAGGUUUUGUAAUGACAGGGGACACACACACACACACACAC
Poecilia reticulata (guppy) is the source of this 5770-nucleotide messenger RNA. The record is from RefSeq and is a predicted model, not a curated record. Lineage: Eukaryota; Metazoa; Chordata; Actinopteri; Cyprinodontiformes; Poeciliidae.